This is a messenger RNA of Miscanthus lutarioriparius, 4887 nucleotides long. The record is from the annotation of a GenBank genome assembly. NCBI's taxonomy places the organism in Eukaryota, Viridiplantae, Streptophyta, Magnoliopsida, Poales, Poaceae.
AUGUGCUCCGACAUGUCGGAUCAGCACCACCACCACGCAACCAGGGAGGAUGCACCAGAGGCUAAUGGUUACCAUAGCAGUCCCCAUGGUGCAGAGCAGAGUAAGGCUGCGGAUGCCGAUAAGCAUAUAAAUCAUCAGUCCACAGAUGACAAUGCUCCCUCCAGCGCUUCAGGUCACAGACACGGUCGUAUCAGCCGUCAUGCAUCCACAUCUUCUGUUGAUGAUCGCUCCAUCAAGUCUGGUGACGAUUCUGAUGGGGCCGAGAGUACCAAUGGCAGAAGCAGUAAUACGGAGAUCUCAUUUCUAGAAAAUGAUACCAUCUGGAUACCACCUCAAGCGGCAGAUAAGGAGGAUGAGGCCCAGAGUUUUGCUACAAGCAUCGCUUAUGACGACGAUGACGAUGAUUAUAGUGACGGGAUAAAGUGGGGCCAGUCAAGUUUCCCAUCCCCUGGUAAGCAGCAUGAUGCCAGCACUAGCAAUCAUAGGGAGGAACGAGAAAAGGCGAUGCUAGAAGCUAUGAAUGGCCAGCUGAAGAUACUUGUCAGUCGGUUUCUUGCAUCUGCUGGCAUUGCGUCUUCCAACGAAGAGGGUAGUGAUAGCUGGCUUGACAUUGUCACCUCCCUGUCAUGGGAAGCAGCGCUACUUAUCAAACCUGAUGGUAGCAUGGGAAAGGAAAUGGACCCUGGCUCUUACAUCAAAGUCAAAUGCGUAGCAUCUGGUACUCGCCGGCAAAGCGAGGUGAUCAAGGGGUUAGUCUUCAAGAAGAACGCUGCUCAUAAGCACAUGCCGACAAAUUGCCACAAUCCUAGGCUUCUACUUCUCAAAGGAGUCAUUGGGCAUUCUGAUGUCGGUUUGUCAUCAUUUAGUUCAAUGGAUCAGGAAAAGGAUCUGUUGGAGAGAGCUAUUGGUAAAAUGAUGGAGAUAUGCAGUCCCAAUGUUGUUCUGGUCGAGAAAACUGUUUCACGAAACAUUCAAGAAUUUCUUCUGAAAGAAGGCGUCACGCUAAUUCUUGAUAUGAAACUCAACCGGCUACAAAGAAUUGCACGCUGUACAGGCUCUCCCAUAAUAUCGUUUUCAGAAGUUUUGGAUAAACCAAAGCUGAAGCAAUGUGACUACUUUCAUAUCGAAAAAUUUAUCGAGGAGCACAACAACGCCAGUGAGGGUGGAAAGAUGGCAUCUAAAACAUUAAUGUUCUUGGAAGGCUUUCCGCGUCCACUCGGUUGUACGAUACUGCUAAAAGGAGCAAACAGUGAAGAAUUGAAGAAAGUCAAACAAGUAAUGCAUUUUACGGUCUUUGCAGCAUAUCACUUGAUCCUUGAAACAAGGACACCACCAACUGCUUAUGAUGUUGCUGCUCUUAGUGGUGCUAUCCCUAGCUUUCCUUCACAUGAUGACUCUCCAGCACUUAGACUGUUCCAUGCCACUUCUAACAGCUAUGCUGAUGUGAACAAACCUUUGACAUCUCCAAUAAAUGUGGAUUCAUUCAGUUCAGUAUCCAGCAGCUCUGCAAAUGACCUUGAACAAGGUGCAAGGCUCAAUAAUACUGAGAGGUUAACAUUACCAGUCCAAGGGCCACUAAGGAAAUUGUUCGCUGACAUGUUACACCAGAAUAUUUACUUACCUGUUACUUCAUUGCAAGAGGCAAAUGAUAAUAGGAAGGAAGUCAGGGCUGAAUCCGGUCAAGAAACUGUUAGUAAUGGUUUCCAUUGGCCAAAGAUAGAAGAGUCUGCGGUUUCCAUUGAAAAUGGGGAGUCCAUAAAUGAUACCCAGAAACAAGAAAUUACUCAAGCAAUAAUGCCGAGUAGUUCUUCUGUAAGUGAUAAAAAUGGAGAAUCACCUGUUAUGGAAGACAAUGGGGCACAUAGUACUACAAGUAUUGUUAUCAAAGAGAAAUAUGUCGACGAUGAUCAAGCUGAUGAUGCACUUGAUUCUCACAGCAUACUGAUUUUGAUGUCUAGCCAGUGCACGGAAAAGCAGGUUAUCUGUGAACAAAGCCAUUUAACCCGUAUAAAAUACUAUGGGAGUUUUGAUGUGUCCUUAGGGCGAUAUUUGCAAAACAUUCUGCAGAAUCAGAAACUGAGUUGCUCCUCAUGUGGAGAGCCUCCAGAGUCGCACAUAUACUCCUACACGCACCGAAAUGGAAAUUUGACCGUUCUAGUGAAACGUUUGGUGCCCCAACACCAUUUACCUGGUGAAUCCAAAGGAAAAAUAUGGAUGUGGACUAGGUGCUCGAGAUGUGAUCAUGAACAUGGGGUAUCCAAACCAACUCCAAGAGUACUAAUAUCAGCUGAAGCACGCAACCUCUCGUUUGGGAAAUUCCUUGAACUCAGUUUUUCGAGCCACUCUGCAGCAAGAAGGUUAUCCAUAUGUGGACAUUUGGUCAACAGGGAUUGCUUGCGCUUUUUCGGGUUGGGCUCUAAAGUUGCUAUGUUCCGGUACUCAUCGGUUGAAAUUUACGCUACCUGCAAACCACAACCUACUCUCCAGUUCGUCAACCCCAUCAGACAGGAUUGGUUUGAAGGACAAAGGAGAAAUAUUCAUGCUAAAGGUAUGGCACUUUUCUCUGGGGUUGCAAGAUUUCUACAAAACUUGAAGAAUGAGCAUCCUGAUGCAAUAACAUUAGCAAUCAAUUGUGGCCUCGCACUCCCUGUUAAGGACUUCACUGAACUAGAAGAGUUGUUGAUAAAAGAAAAGGCCCAGUUUGAGAGUUCUGUGGACAAGGCCGCUGAUCAAAAUGGGAUACUGUCAUCGUCUGUGCAUGAACUAUUGAAUAUAAAUUGGUACUAUCAGGACCUUCUACUUGAGCUUUACAUUUGGGACCGCCGUCUACAUCAAUUAUUCUACUGUAAAUCUGUCCAACUAGAAAGUGUUGCUAAUUACAAGAAUCCUGCUGAUACUGUUGAUGGGAUCUAUGGCGAUAACUCUGGUAUUGAUAAGAAAAUCAGUGAAUCUACAUAUGACAAAACUACAAUAGCUCUGAGGGUAGCCAGUACCACGGAGUCUGCAAGUAACAAACUUGAUCCUCAAUCAGGUGAUGCUGCAGCACCCUUGCUUGAUGAAAGCCAGGAAGCUGGGCACUUGGAACUAACUUGCAAUGGAGGUAGUAAAGCUGAAGAAUCAUCCAUUGCUCAUGGUCAAAUAAAGGUAGAUGGCACAAUAGAAAGCACAAAUGAUCCUUGUUUCAAAAUAUCCAAUGAUAAGGAGGUCCAGGUCAAUGACACAGUAGCAGAUCCAAUACCCAUGGAACAGGAGCCUUGUAGCACUCCCCAACAGUUCAAAUAUCCUUAUUGGGAUGAAAGGGAAAGGUGGAUUUGGAAUUCAAUUGCCGAGUGUCAAUUGGCUUACAGGAAUGACAUUCAAAUUGGAUAUUUGGAAAAGUUUGAACUCAUUAACAAUUAUUUGCCACAUUAUCUUCCUCCCUUGUUUGAACAACAUGACGAGGCAUACUCUCCACAGUUUGCGGUAGGUCCAGGUGGUAAUAUUUUGUGCAUAAUGGAAGAUGAGAUAUCCAGCAUAAUAGCUCGUGCUCUUGCCAUAUCUGAUGAACGCCGCCAUUUGAUAGAUUUAAAAUUUGAGAAUGGAAUGGAUUAUUCCAAGGGAGAGCAUGCUAAAGCAAUGGAGAAAUCUUAUAGUUUUCUGUCUGAAAGUUUUUUCAGCUCGUCACCAUGGUCAUCUACAGAUUCUGAAGCAAGCUUGUCAUCUCUGUCUUCAUUUUCAUCUGAUGACUUUUCUGGUUAUGAUAGCUCAUCUUUAUUGUCCCCGAUGCAUCCAGAAAUGACUAAGUGGAAUGCUCAAGGUGGAAAGAGCAAGGCCUAUUUUGCAAAGACGACGGAUGACAGGUUCAUCAUAAAGCAAAUCAAGAAAACAGAGUUCGAGUCAUUUAUUAAAUUUGCCCCUGAUUACUUUAAGCAUGUUUACCAUUCUCUGGACACUGGAAGCCAAACUUGCCUUGCCAAGAUAUUAGGAAUCUAUCAGGUUAAGCAAAUUAGGCAUGGCAAAGAGGUAAAGAUCGACUUGAUGGUGAUGGAAAAUCUUCUCUUUGGUCACAAUAUUUCACGAAUUUAUGACCUCAAAGGUACUACUUUUUCGCGACGCGUCACUGACUCAAAUGAUCAUGAUACUGUUUACCUGGACCAAAAUUAUGUUGAGGACAUGGGUUUUUCUCCAAUCUAUAUUGGUGGAAGAACAAAGCAUCUUUUGCAGCGUGCAAUCUGGAAUGACACAGCUUUCCUCACUUCAGUGAAUGUCAUGGACUAUUCUCUACUUGUGGGAGUGGACAAAGAGAAGCACGAACUUGUGUUUGGCAUCAUUGAUUAUCUGAGGCAAUAUACUUGGGACAAGCAACUGGAGACAUGGGUGAAGACUUCUCUGGUAGUACCCAAGAAUGUUUCACCAACUGUUAUUUCCCCCAAGGAAUACAAGAAAAGGUUUAGGAAGUUCAUGGCGAAGUACUUCCUGUCAGUUCCAGACACAUGGAGUCCUGAUAAUUCUUCUAGGCAAUGCAAAUCCCUUGGUCAGAGCAAUCACAAGUUGGCGGAAGUCCAGAAUGGUGAUAACCUGCUUCAGCACCUAAAUGAAACUGAGGGGUAUAUCUUCUCUGUAGAUGAGGUUCUGCAUCAGGCAGUACAGGCCUGGUAUGCCUGGACCAUUGAUGAGGAAGAGAUUAGAUUUGGUGGGCUGAUGAAGCUCAGCUUUUCCCACCAGAGGCAGAGCCCUAACCCAAAGUAUGGAAUAUGGAUUGCCCUGCUGCUUACCAUGAUAUCGCUUGCUUCUGGCCCUGCAAGGCAGCUCAAUCAAUUUGGCAUUGCAACCUUUGCCAGCAGUGGUUCUCUUCAUCCGAUUGAGGGCCAGAGGAUGAUUCUGGCUCAAAAGACGUUCACAAAGUGA